Coccinella septempunctata (seven-spotted ladybird) is the source of this 1856-nucleotide messenger RNA. Its product is annotated as adenosine deaminase 2-like. The transcript has a single exon. Lineage: Eukaryota; Metazoa; Arthropoda; Insecta; Coleoptera; Coccinellidae. Gene Ontology annotation, biological process: adenosine catabolic process; inosine biosynthetic process. Gene Ontology annotation, molecular function: adenosine deaminase activity. The record is from RefSeq and is a predicted model, not a curated record. Bases 50 to 1495 code for a protein of 481 amino acids.
GAGUACAGUAAUAGUUGGUGUAUUUGAUACAUUACCAUCAAAAUUAAGCAUGAAGAAGCUCGAGGAUUAUGUGAGUGAAAGAAACAAAAUUUUAAAGGAGGAAGCAGACCUUUUUUUGGGGUCAUCCUUAAUACUGACUCAAAACGAAAUUAAGGUAGAUUCUCACAUUAUUAAUCUCAAGAGUGAUGAACUGCAAUUAUCGUACAAAAACAGCCAAAAUUUCCUUCCCAAGAAGCACUUUUUCGAGUCUAAAAAGGAGAUUGAUACUUCGUCGAAAAUCUUCAAAAUUCUAAAGAAGUUACCUAAGGGUCAUUCUCUACACACCCAUUUACUACAAGCAGUUUCUGUAGAUUUCAUCGUGACAAACAUAACAUACAGGGAAGAAGCUUAUGGAAAACAUAUCAAUGGUGAGUUCAAAAUAAGAUUCCUAAAACCAGAUGUUGCGAAAAAAGAAGACUGGGUUUCACUGAAAGAAAUUAGAAAGAAUAAAACGAAUUUCGAUGACUGGCUGAAGCAACAAAUGAGUCUGAUUGUUGAAUCCCCUCGUGAAGCUUAUCCUUCGUUGGAAAUAGUUUGGAAAAAGUUCAGGGCAACAUUUCCCUUGGUCUAUGAGAUUCUAUGUUAUAAACCAGCAUUCGAAGUCUUCUAUUACCAGUGUCUCAAGGAACUCUACGAGGACAAUAUAAUGUAUGGAGAAUUCAGAGCAAUCCCAAUGCCAUUUUAUGACUUGGAUGGAGGUAAUUAUGAAAGUGAGGAUUUUUUCAAAACCAUGUUGGAAGUGGAGGAAAAAUUCAAAAAAGAACAUUGCGAUUUCAUAGGAGCUCGUUAUAUUCAUUCAAUGUAUAGAAGUUUGUCUCUAGAUGAUUUGAAGAAGGAGUUGAAUGAGAUUGUGAUACUGAAGGAAAAAUUUCCGAAGCUCAUUGUUGGACUAGAUUUCGUAGGUUUAGAAGGCGGUGAGAGUCUCCUAAAUUUUCACAAAGAUUUGAUUAGCAUCAGUGAUAAAAUGGAAUUUUUCUUUCACGCCGGUGAAACUAAUUGGUUCGGUCAUACAGACUCGAAUUUAGUUGACGCUAUCCUUAUGAAAACAAAGAGGAUUGGGCAUGGUUUCGCUCUUUCUAAGCACCCCCAACUCAUGAACUUAGUGUUCGACAGGAAUAUUGCAGUCGAACUAUGCCCUAUUUCCAAUCAAGUUCUUCUACUGGUUGAGGACCCAAGGAAUCAUCCGAUUAUUCCUCUGCUGUCGAAGGGGUUUCCUGUAGUGGUAUGUAGUGAUAAUCCUGCAAGUUGGGGGGCAAUCGGACUCAGUUACGAUUGGUAUGUAACCUUUAUGGCAAUGACUCUGAAAAAUUGCGGUUUGAAAGUGUUGAAGCAAUUUGCUUUGAACUCGAUACGAUUCAGUGCUCUCGAUGAUGUUGAUAAGAAUAAGGCGAUGGAUGUGUGGUCUAAACGGUGGAAUUCCUUCGUUUCGGAAAUAUCGGCGGAAAUUCUAAAGUAGUCUCUAGAUAUAUUACCUUCAUGUUCAUCUCUCUCAUAGGUAAAAGGAAAAUUUUCACAAUUUUUUCGAUAUUCAUUGGAUGUCUCGUAUAAUCUCUUCUGAAUUGUAUAUUAUAUUGUUUCAUCUAUUUAGACAUGAUUGUAUUGAUCAGAACUUUUCAAUACAUAUAUGGAAAUCGUGAAUAUAAAUGAAAAACUUUGUGAAAUGUGAUUAAUAAGGGUGGAGUCAGUCAAGAUGAAAAGAAUUAAAGAGUAGAGUUUUCGAGAGAAAACUACCCUUGAAGACUAUUGCAUUUGAAUCUUUAAGUUAUUUAAGAAUGUAAAAUAUUCAAACACCACGAAAAUACAGGUGCUGAAUCUGC